ACGUUUCCGCAUGGUGUGAAUUGCUCGCAUCAGGUGUGUGGGUCUACGUAACGCAUUGUGAAACCGGUUUACAAAAAAAAAAGAAUACAACUACAAAUUUGCGCAUCUUCCGCUCGACAGACGGACGGGGUUGCAUGUCUACUACCCAAACACGACCGUACGCUCAGUUGAAAUUUCCGUCCUUUCGAGAAGGUUGUGCUGAAGAACGGUUCCCGCAACGGUGUUGUGACUGGAUCGCAAAAAAGAAAAGAAAAUGGCGACUUGCAUCUUGUUAAAAUACUUUUCCUGCUUUUGUUUGGUUUGGUUCGGAAGCAUCGUAGCCGCGAUUCCAGUGCUAGAAUCGGCCCCUGGAAUAGAGAUUAUACCGGCCGCAUUUUCAGAGGGCGAUACACCGCAAUACGUCGUAGUGGAAUUAAAUAAAGGAACGAACACUAACAAUCUUCAACAGGCUGUGAUGAAUGUGCCUGAAGUACAGCAGCCUCAGCCAGUGACUCAGGCACCGCCGGUUGUCCAGUACCAGCAGCCAGCAACGCAGCAGCAGCCACAGUACCAGUACGCACAACCGCAGCCAGUGUACCAACAGUCGCCCUACUAUCGACCCCAACCACAAGUAGUGCAAUAUCCUGCGCCACCUGGCUCACCCUACUACAGUGCACCGGCAUCAAGUUUCUCACCGUACGGAUCACCUCAACCGGGUCCCUACUAUCCGGGUCCCAUCGGAGAAAGAGGUGGAUUUUUGAGUGGCUUAUCCGGACCCGGCAGCGGUUCGCGAUACUCACCGUUCGGUGGUUCACUACCGUCGGGCUUAUCUACCGGAGCCUCGUUACUUGGUGCUGCUUUGCUGUUGGGAUAAAUUCGUCGAUGUAUCGAGUUUAACAAAGGGCGCAAAUGACAGACAGCGAUAAAAAGUGGGAAAAAUAAAAAGAAUGAGGGCAAACGCUUUAAUAUGCCUAAUAGGCUCCACCGUUUUGGAAUACUCUAUUAAAAUACUUCCAGCAAUCUUACACAGCCAUAAACACUAAACUGCUAAUACAGCCAAAGAACUGAAGAUGUGUGUGUGUGUUUGUGUGUGUCUCAAAGCAAGGCAUUCGGAGAAGGAGAAUGAAUCACUGGAGUGUUUUGGCGAAGAAGGUAUUUUAAAGAAGAGGAACACAUUAAGCUAGUUGGCGUUGAGAUAAGGAAAUCAGUUGCAGUUGCUGAGUUCUGUAUUUUUACGCAAAAAAAAAGAGAAAUAAAUGUAUUAAAAUUGUU
This is a messenger RNA of Anopheles stephensi (Asian malaria mosquito), 1251 nucleotides long. RefSeq names its product E1A-binding protein p400-like. The record is from RefSeq and is a predicted model, not a curated record. The transcript has 4 exons. Bases 254 to 853 code for a protein of 199 amino acids. Lineage: Eukaryota; Metazoa; Arthropoda; Insecta; Diptera; Culicidae.